Molecule: messenger RNA, 1014 nt
Organism: Lathyrus sativus (Indian pea)
Lineage: Eukaryota; Viridiplantae; Streptophyta; Magnoliopsida; Fabales; Fabaceae
Source: the annotation of a GenBank genome assembly
AUGUCAUUAUCUAUAUCUACAACCACAACCACCAGUGGUCACUACUCUGCACUUUCCUUGCCAAUAAGAACAACCCAAAUCAACAACUCUAAGCAAAACCCAACUUAUUUUCUUCCCACCACCAAGUUUUUUUCUUCAAGAAACCCUUUUUCUUGUAGUUUCUCAAAUACCCAGUUCUCAAAACCGUUCCUUUUUGUGGUUAAAGCUUCAUCUGAUGUUGGGUCAGAAGCAUCCAAAAAAGAAGGAGAAGAGGAACCGUAUGAAGAGUAUGAGGUUGAGAUUGACCAACCUUAUGGACUCAAAUUUGUCAAAGGAAGAGAUGGUGGAACUUAUAUUGAUGCCAUUGCUCCUGGUGGGUCAGCUGAUAAAGCCGGAGUGUUCACUGUUGGUGAUAAAGUACUUGCCACCAGUGCUGUUUUUGGGACUGAAAUUUGGCCAGCUGCAGAAUAUGGAAGAACAAUGUACACAAUUCGCCAAAGAAUAGGCCCGCUACUCAUGAGAAUGCAGAAAAGAUAUGGAAAGAUAGAUACAGGUGGUGAGUUCACUGAGAAGGAGAUCAUCAGAGCUGAAAGGAACUCUGGUGUAGUCAGUAGCAAAGUCAGGGAAAUUCAAAUGCAAAACUACCUAAGGAAAAAAGAAUUGAAAGAGCGCCGGGAAACUGAUUUGAGAGAAGGCUUACGACUAUACAAGAAUGCUAAGUAUGAGGAAGCAUUAGAGAAAUUUGAGUCAGUUUUGGGAACAAAACCAGAGCCCGAUGAAGCAGCAGUGGCAAGUUAUAAUGUUGCUUGUUGUUACUCUAAGCUGAAUCAGAUUCAAGCGGCACUUUCUACACUUGAAGAAGCUCUAAAAUCUGGUUUUGAAGACUUUAAGAGAAUCAGAACUGAUCCUGACCUUGCAAAUGCAAGGGCAUCCCCGGAAUUCGACCCAUUAUUGAAAAGAUUCGAUGAAUCAUUUAUCAAUGAGAACGCCAUCAAUGCCAUCAAAUCAAUUUUUGGAAUAUUUAAUAAGAAAUAA